Molecule: messenger RNA, 1461 nt
Organism: Saccostrea echinata
Lineage: Eukaryota; Metazoa; Mollusca; Bivalvia; Ostreida; Ostreidae
Exons: 4
Coding region: 82-609 (175 amino acids)
Source: RefSeq, a predicted model, not a curated record
AUUUAAUUUUACUUGUCGGCGGAUUUUGGUUCCUGUAGUAUAAUCUCCUAUCGAUUGUGAAAUCUACUGAAUUUAUAGAAAAUGGAGAAACAACCAGAAAAAAUAGAUUUACAAGAGAAAGAACAAGUCCUGUCUUACAUCAAAAUCCUCUCUGCUAUAGGCCUCUUUCUUGGAAUCUGCAGUGUAGGAAUCGGUAUUGCUGUGCUUGCAUUAAUGGACGGUGCCGAUUACCCACUUACAACAGGAACCGGUAUUUGGUUUGCAGCCAAUCCCAUAGCGUUUGGAAUAGUAGGAAUCGCUGCUGCUAUGUCAACAAAUGAAAUAACACAAAAGAAAUUGUUGACCGGACAUUACGUUACGGGCAUUCUCCUUAUCACACAAGGCUACGCCUUCACUACUGCUAUACAGGGUGUGAUAGAAUGCAGCAAUGGCAGUGAAAAAUGUGGAUCAAACGCUGAUGCCAAGGCUGCUCUCCGAGGAGUUCUGAUUGGAAUUAUCUUUUUCGCUUAUGUGGUAGGCUCCGUUUCUAUGGGAAUUCAUUCUAAAAAGAAGCAUGUUCUGCACCCAGAUUGGAAAGGAAGAGGAUGCUGUGGCAGUUCAAGUGAUUAAAUACCCGAAAGUUUUUUCAGCACUUUACAUCGAUGAGUAUAAUGUUUGCUAGAGUUAUCCAUCAGCAUGUCCCCAAGGAAGAGAGAUUAUUAUAGGAAAAAUUCAAAGGCAUUGAUUUCGUAAAGAGGAGGAAAACAUAAAUUAAGUGAUAUACUGCAUCUUUCAGUUUUUUGUGCUGAUGUGUGAUUACACUCUUUUAUAUUGGCAAUUAUGCUUUAAUGGAAAGGUACAGAACUUAUAUAUAGUUAGCAUAGUUCUUCCACUUUUACAAGGAUGGAUUAUUAUGAGAGAAAAUGAGUGAAAGGUAUUAUACUUAAGAAAUAAAGUAUAGAAUAAAUAUGACCAACUUUUCUUUGUUUAAUGUCAAGGUAAACUGACCAAUUUCUUUUUAUAAAUGCUUAACUACCUCGAUGGAAAUGCAUAUCUUUAAAUUUGAAGUGGUGCUUUCCAUAUUUCAUAACCUUCCGUACUCUAAAAUCUGCUCGAAAAAAAAUCUUCAGAAACAGUAUCAGAUCUCAUUCAGUGGUUACUUUGUAGUAUCCAGAAAAAGAUGCUUUUUGAACAAACAUAACUUCUCUGAGGUGUGCCAUAGGAAUUCAAUGUAGUUCACACCCUUCUUUCCCAGACUAUAGAUGAAACUCAUCCACUUCAGUUUGCUCCACAUAUAAUUCCGCAAUCCACCAACGGUGUUUAUUGCCGCAUGGAUAUCACAGCUCCUUGAAAAAAAUAUUUAUAAAUCAUUCUAUUAACUUUGUAGAAAUGUGUUCUGUACCUCUUUCUUAUUCUCAUACAACUUAAGAGCUUCUAGAUUAAGUUCAUUUUUACUCAAUAUCUUGUUAAAUAGAUAUUCUU